AUGAGCCCGACGUCAUUGCGCACCGUCCGCGAACCCAUCUACCCCCUCGUUCACAACCAUACUUUCUUUUUCGGAGUUCUACGCCCCUCGCAAUCUCUUCUUUUUUCUCCUUUUUUUCUGGAUUUCUUCACAUGGCUAUUUGUUAUUUCUCUCUCCCCUCACUGCUGCUUAUUUUGUCUCUCGUGUUUUAUUUCUUUCAAUUGCUUUUGGAGUUGGGAUAGAAGUAUUUCAACUUCUUUCUUCACUGUACUUCACCGUUCCCAAGUUCGAACCCCAAUCCUAGGAGCGGAUUUCCUCGCCCACUUUAACUUGUCCGUUAAUAUGUCUUCCCUUUCUUUGGAGGAUAAAACGACCAACAUUACAAGGAAAGGAAUUACAUCUAUUUAUACGAGCACAUGUAUCAGCGCAACUGUACCUGAAGCCAACGGAAUGCAGGAUCUGUUACAAAAAUAUUCUCAAAUUACAACACCAUUCCGGUAUACAGAAACCGUUCGUCACAAUGCUGAGCACCACAUUAAUACUACGGGCCCACCCACAUUCAUCUCCACGGCGAUUGAGGCCUGA
This is a messenger RNA of Acanthosepion pharaonis, 564 nucleotides long. NCBI's taxonomy places the organism in Eukaryota, Metazoa, Mollusca, Cephalopoda, Sepiida, Sepiidae. The record is from the annotation of a GenBank genome assembly.